This is a messenger RNA of Pistacia vera, 945 nucleotides long. RefSeq names its product F-box protein CPR1-like. The coding region runs from base 1 to 945 and encodes 314 amino acids. The transcript has a single exon. Lineage: Eukaryota; Viridiplantae; Streptophyta; Magnoliopsida; Sapindales; Anacardiaceae. The record is from RefSeq and is a predicted model, not a curated record.
AUGAGCCGUCAAACAAUUGGCUCACGUACACAGUGUUUUUGUACAGAAAUAAUUGGAUGUUGUAAUGGGUUGCUUUGCACUCAAUUUCUUGAUUUUGAUUAUGCUUUAUGGAAUCCAUUUACAAGGCGGUAUAACAAGUUACCUCAGGCACCUAAACUUGAAUUUGAUCUUUUAAAGAAUUCGAAGCCUUUCGAAGGAUUUGGAUAUGAUCAUUUACAUGAUGAUUAUAAGGUAUUGAGAAUAUUUCAGAUUUUUUACCCAGAUGAUUUUAAUCGCAAAAAUUCUAUUAUUCGCAAUCAAAUUUGUGUUUACAGUCUUAGAUUGAAUUCAUGGAAAUAUAUUGAAGAUUAUCCUUAUGGUGAUCAUAAUUAUGAGUUUCAGUAUAAUCAUAAUCGAGGGUGCUUUGUAAAUGGUGCGUCACAUUGGUUAGCAUAUCCUUUAAUAUUGAAUGAGAAUGGAUUUCGGGUUCAAGGAUUAGAGUGGUCAAUUGUUGCUUUUAACUUUGAAGUUGAAAAAUUUAGUACAAUACCACAUCCAAAUGCCAAUAGGAAUGGGAAAAGUUUCCAAAUUGAUAAUCUAGGAGGAUUCCUAUGUAUUUCUGAGGAGGUUUGUGAGACUUGUUAUGUAUGGGUUAUGAAACAAUAUGGAGUUGGGGAGUCUUGGAUUAAAUUGCUUUCGCUUGAUUUGCAUUCGUUUAAAUUGGAAUAUCCCAUUGCUGAUCCAGAUAGAUAUGUACAACCUGUUGCCUAUUAUUCCAAGAAUGGAGAAAAACUUUUAAUGAAAACAAAUUUUAACACUCUUACCUGGUAUAACUUGAAGGAGACGACAUCUAACACAAUUAGAUUCCCAAUUAAAAUGGGAUCUUACAAUGCUUAUAUGUGUCUUGAAAGUCUUGUUUCGCCGUAUAAUGUUGAUGAUAAGGAGAUAGCUGCUCAAAUUCAAUAG